Messenger RNA from Cooperia oncophora, 285 nucleotides. The record is from the annotation of a GenBank genome assembly. NCBI's taxonomy places the organism in Eukaryota, Metazoa, Nematoda, Chromadorea, Rhabditida, Trichostrongylidae.
AUGCUCGCAGGGUGGGCCACUGCCCGAGGUGAGCAGUUGAGAAAGAAAAUCGAACAGCGCCCAUCUCGCGAACGUCUCCUCAAUCAGCACAUUUUGCUAUCUGAUGGCCGUGUAGCGCCGUUGAUAGAGCAGAGGGCGCGUCUACUACGACAAGAUCGCAUACGUCAAAAUCUUAGUCGAAAACUAGAGGCGCGGCCCGGUCCACUAGAGCUUGUGACUCGGAAAAUCCUCCAAGCAGACGCAGAACUGGAGCAGGCUAUCGAAGGUGAACCAUUUCUAUUAUAA